ACCUUCACUUCUGUGCUCGCUUGUUCGCAGGUGAACGCGGCCGAAGGGGAGGCGCGGGAGGAGCCCAAGAGGCGGUCUGCGCGCUUGUCUGCUAAACCUGCCCCCGCCAAAGCCGAACCCAAGCCAAAAAAGACGGCGGCAGCAGCAGCAGCGAAGGAUAAAUCUCAAGACAGGAAAACUCAAUCAAAGGGGAAAAAGGGACCAAAAGGAAAACAGAUUGAGGAGAUUAACCAAGAAGAAACAAAGGACAAUUUGCCUGCAGAAAAUGGAGAAACAAAUAGUGUGGAGGCUCCGGGGUCUGAUGCAGCAAGAGAGAAAGAAGCCAAGUCUCAGUAAUAUCUCUACCAAGUCUUUUCUCAGUGGUCUGAGUACCUGCUUUCCUUGUACAAUUCAGAGGAAUAUUUUUAUCAACUAUUUUGUAAAUGCAGAUUUUUAGUAGUUUUAGAAAACACACUUUUAAAAAGGAGGAAGUGCUGCCACAGUCCCCCUUUUUUAGAUUAGAUAAGUGUAUAUGCUUUUUUUUAAGAGGUAAAAUAAUCUACUGGUUGUCUGUUUCCUGUAUAGCCAGAAAAUAAUGGAAUGUUGGAUUAGGGAAAGGCUUUGUAAUCCUCAUUACUUAACAUUCCAUAGACUGUGAGGAACAGGUUUUUAUAUCCCAUUAGAUCAGGCAUGUCCAAAGUCCGGCCCGCGGGCCAAUUGCGGCCCGUGUUCCGGUUUAAUACGGCCCCACAGGUAAUUUGGCAAUAUCUAUCUUUU
Messenger RNA from Pelodiscus sinensis (Chinese soft-shelled turtle), 756 nucleotides. The record is from RefSeq and is a predicted model, not a curated record. NCBI's taxonomy places the organism in Eukaryota, Metazoa, Chordata, Testudines, Trionychidae.